GUAGCAGUGGAAGGCGUAUACUAGGAUGGCUGGUCCUAGCCGAGGAAGGAAGAAGAGGGCGAAAACAAGCAGCUGGCGUUAGACUUCGGCUUCAGCCACCAUUUUUGAACUGGGCGGUACACACACACACCAACCCCUCCCCCCUAGGAAAGGACGAGUCAAGCCGGGCCAAGCCGCCAUUUUCCUGCUCCGUAGGGAGCUAGAAAGCGGAUCCUCUCACUGCGCCGGCGGAAGCGUCGCAACAAUUGGCCUUCGGCUGCGUUCUGGCUCAGCCCCGCCCAGCAGCGUCUUGACGUCAACAAAAGGCGCCGGCACCGCCCCCGCUUCUCGUCGCUGGUGACGGAACCUACGCGCGACGCGGUCCUGAGCUCUGGGAAAGAGUCCAUGCUGAGGGAUGCCCAAGAAGUUCCAGGGCGAGAACACCAAGUCGGCCGCUGCUCGAGCGAGGAAGGCCGAGGCCAAAGCAGCAGCUGAUGCCAAGCGGCAGCAGGAACUGGAGGAUGCCUAUUGGAAGGAUGAUGACAAACACGUCAUGAGGAAGGAGCAGAGGAAGGAGGAGAAGGAGAAGCGCCGUCUAGAGCAGCUGGAACGGAAGAAAGAGUUGCAGAGACUGCUGGAAGAAGAAGACUCUAAGCUGAAGGGGAAGUCUCCCAAGCCCCUAACCCCAGGCAAAGUGACUCGGGCUCAGAUAGAGGAGACGCUCCGCCGAGACCAGCAACAGAAGGAGAAUGAGGAGACAGUGGACAAACCAAAAAGUCACCUUGAAGUACCCUUGGAGGAGAACGUCAACCGCCGAGUCCCCGAGGAGGGGAGCGUGGAAGCCAGAACGAUUGAAGACGCCAUAGCUGUCCUCAGUGUUAAUGAUGACUCUGACCGCCACCCCGAGCGCCGCAUGAAAGCUGCUUUUACUGCCUUUGAGGAGCUGCACCUGCCAAGACUGAAGAAGGAGAACCCCAACAUGCGUCUGUCCCAGCUGAAACAGCUGUUGAAGAAGGAGUGGAUGAGGUCCCCUGACAACCCUAUGAACCAGCGGACCAUGGCCUACAAUGCCCAGAAAUAGAACUUGGGGAAUGGAAACAGGCAGGGGAAGAGAGGGGACCCAUUCUAGUCUGCACCACUGGGUCUCAGGCCCUCAAAUUCAGGGUUUGGGGGGACGGAGAAGAACAGCCCCUGAUAGAACCAGUGGAAUUUUUUUUAAACACAUUUCCUUCCCCUGUUCUCAGCACUACUGAUUAAAAGAGGAGUCACCACCCAUCCAAGGUUCCUGCUCUCUGGCCUUUCCUGCUGCCUCCCUGGGAACAAGGCCCUUCUAUGACUUCAGGGCAGAAGGAUCCCCAUUCCCAGCUUCCCUGACCCAGCAUGGCAGCACUGGUCACACACACACACACACUCACUCUCUCUCUCUCUCUCUCUCUCUCUCUUUCUCUCUCUGUCUCUUUCUCUUUCUCUUUCUCCCUCCCUCCCCCCACCCUCCCCCUGUCUCUCCCCCGCUCCCCAUUUUGGAGGUGGGGUGGGAAUAUAUAUCUUUAGCUUUCAUCUGCAGGGUCCUACAGCUCAACAUCAGUUUCUCAGGCCUCACUGACUUUGGCAAGGCAGGAAAGGGGCCCUCUUCCUCUCUUCUUCAACUGGGAGGUUGAGUCUGUCCCAGGUGAUCAGGGCCCCUACCAGAACUGAGUCUAGAUCCUAGUUCUCCCUCUCCCCAUUGACCUUUGAACUUCAUGCUGAAGGAGUCAAGGGCCUUCCCUUGGCCUUCCCUCCCCUCUUGUUUGUAAUUGCUCAGAGGAGAACUGAGUAGUGACCCCACAGCUAUGUAGUUGGGCACCUGCUCCUUCUCCAUGAAGUCCCUCCAAGCUAGUUGGAUGGACCAGUUACCAGCACACCCCAUGACCCCUUCACUCUGGUCAUCAGCUUUCCACAGAGUUUCCACCAGCUUUACUCAUGUGCCCAAUUCCUCCUAAACAGGUUCAGUAACAGGUAAAGCAGGCCUCCAAGGAGCUAGGAGGUAACUGCCUUCAUUUUGGGGCUCACUUAUUCCCACUGGGAGUUGUGGGCAACAGAUCUGAACUACUCUAGCCAAUGAAAGAUUGGGGGGGGUAUUUUAAUAUUUUUUUUCAUAACAAGUAAUUUUAACUUAAUUUUGCUUAAUUCUCACUCCAUUAUCAGUAGCCAGAGACUGAAAUCCUGCCCUCUACCCCCACCCACAGUGAUGGUCUGAGAUUCCCAGAUCUUGGCAGCACAGGGUUUACUGACUACCUUCCCCUUCCACCUUCUGUCUCCCCACCAAAACCUAAGAGGCAUGGAUGGUCCUGGACAUAGUCCAGUGACCACCACUUUCCAAGGAAUAGCCCCUACCUUGAGUUUUUCCUGUUCUGGUUUGGGCCUAGCCAGUGCCAGGAUCUCCCUGGCACUGGAGAGAUCCUGCUCUCUCUCUCCCCAGCCUGCUCCCACCAAGGGCUUCUUCCUUUCUCAAGGGCUUGGUGUGUGUUUGGGACCGUAGAAGGCUAUGGCUGCUGCCUCUAAAAAGCAUUUGCACUUUGGGAUCCUUGAAUUUUGAAGGGCAUCAGAGUCUCUCAUCCUUCUUGCAGGGUCACCCUGCAGUGGCAGAAGAAGGGCACUAGGGAGCUGAGCAGUAGGUCAAAGUGGGGUGACCACUCUGCAUAGCCCUCAGACUCCAUCUUGACUUUUCUCCCUUUCCCCUCAUCAGAGAUAUAAAAAAGUUUGUCUUCUGGGUUUUAACUUGCAGACAAUUGAACACCACUAAAGGACAAGGCUGAAGCCUACCUUGCUCAGUGUCAGGAGACUUCUUCCCUUUUGGCUCACUCUGGGAAGGACCUAGACUGUUUGAAGGGUUAACCCUGAAAGACCCAGGGAAUUUGGAGCAAACCUUCUGCUCCCCAGGCCGAGAGAGGGACCAGAGGGUCCCCAGGAGAAGCUGGAAGAGGAGGAGGGGUUUAAAAAAAAUCUUUUGGUUUGAAUGGGGAAAACUGUUCUCCACACCCAGAAUACUUCUUGUCCCUUCCAUGCUGAAAUCCUAUCCAUUCUGCAAGGCCCACUCCUAGAAAGUUCUCCAAUUACCCCACUCCCCAGGAAGAAGUAAACUAGAUCUCCAGCCUCGUGUCUGUGCCCUUCCUUCGAUCCCUAGCCCAGUCUCUUUGCUGUUGUAGUUAUUAUAUGUGCCCCUGUCUUUCCCCAGCCAGCUUGGGAGUUCCCCCAAGGACUCAUAAUGAAGGGCCAUCCAUUCUUCUCUAUGUAGCCCAGAACAGGCCCCUGCACACAGUAGGUGCUCAGUGUGCAAUCCAUUCAUUAAAUAAACAACUGGGUCCCAAACCUGUGUUGCCAUA
Trichosurus vulpecula (common brushtail) is the source of this 3341-nucleotide messenger RNA. RefSeq names its product coiled-coil domain containing 124 (gene CCDC124). NCBI's taxonomy places the organism in Eukaryota, Metazoa, Chordata, Mammalia, Diprotodontia, Phalangeridae. Gene Ontology annotation, cellular component: nucleus. The coding region runs from base 395 to 1060 and encodes 221 amino acids. The record is from RefSeq and is a predicted model, not a curated record. Gene Ontology annotation, biological process: transcription by RNA polymerase II. Gene Ontology annotation, molecular function: transcription coactivator activity. The transcript is spliced from 5 exons.